AUGUUGGAUUUCCUCGUGCAACAGCGGGAUUGCUAUUAUCAAGGCUACGUAGAUGGUUAUGCAGAUUCAGUUGUGAUGCUCAGCUCCUGCUCUGGGCUCAGUGGGCUGAUACAGAUUCAGGACAUCAGCUAUGGAAUUGAGCCAAUCGAGUCAGCCUCAGGGUUCCGCCAUCUUGUUUUUCGGACAGAUUACAAUGAUAUAGACUUUCAGAUUUCAAAGCAGAAUUAUUCCAUUAAAUGGAGUACUGGAGUAACUUCAAAGAAAGACCCAGCAGAACCAAUUAACUUUGCCACCCUCAGAUAUGUGGAAAUGCACGUGAUUGUGGCCAAAUCUUUGUAUGAUUAUAUGGGUUCCAGUGAAGAUCUUGUCACGGGAAAGAUCAUGCAGCUUAUGAACUUCAUCAAUACUAUGUUUUACAAACUCAACGUGAAGAUUAUUUUGUCCUCGUUAGAAUUAUGGAUAAACAAAGAUAAAAUCCCUACCACAGGAACAGCCGAGCAGCUGCUGGAGCAGUUUCUGCACUGGAAAAAGGACCACCUCGCUCUGCGACCUCAUGAUGUGUCUUUCUUAUUUGUUUAUAGGAACAAGGCUGGUUCAGUGGGGUCAAUAUUUGCCAAAAAGAUGUGUUCUAAACCCAGUUCUGGUGGAACUGCUAUGUUUCACAAUGGGAUGACACUGGAAACCUUCUCAGUUAUAGUGGCACAGUUGCUGGGGUUUAGUGUGGGACUGUAUUUUGAUGACUACAGAAAAUGCCACUGUUCGGGGACAAUCUGCUUGAUGAAUACCAAAGCAGGACAGUCCAGUGGCAUCAAGACCUUCAGCAGCUGCAGCAUCAAAGAUUUCCAGAAUUUCCUCAACUCUGCAUUGUCUCAAUGUCUUCUGAACAAACCACAGAUUGAUAUCUCCUACCGAGCCCCCCUCUGUGGCAACCGAGUGGUAGAAGAUGGAGAGCAAUGUGACUGUGGCACAGUGAAGGAAUGUGAAAACCAUCCUUGCUGUGAAUCGGAUUGCACCUUGAAAAGAGGAAUGCAGUGUGCCCAAGGAGACUGUUGUUGGGAGAGAAGAUGCAGGCUGAAGGCAAGAGGUACCUUAUGCAGACAACCGCCAGACGAGGACUGCGAUCUCAAGGAGUUUUGCAAUGGGACCUCAGCGGAGUGCUCGGAAGAUCAUUAUGUCCAGGAUGGGCAGUGGUGCGAAAGGGAAAGCGGGGUUUGCAUGAGAGGAGUGUGCCAAAAUACUUCUGUUUCAGGAGACCUUAAGUGUGGCAAGCUGGUCUGCGAAUAUCCAAACAGAGUGCCUUUCUUUAUGGAAAAUGCGGCCAUCAUUUACGCAAAAGUGCAGAAUCGCUUAUGCGUCACUUUAGAUUACAUGAAGGGGCCGGGAGUGAAAGAUCCAUUUCUGGUUCGCGAUGGUACUAGCUGUGCAAAAAACAAGAUUUGCAUGAAUCAGAAGUGUGUAGAUCGAGCAAUAAUAAGACUGACUUGUGAUGCAGAAAAAAAUUGCCAUGGGAAAGGACAGCGUUAUCGAGUCCACUCCGGGCAGUGCAGGAAGCAGGAGCGUACCCAGUCCGAGACAGGGCACAUGGCAGCAAUUUCCAGAGGAGAUGUGAGCGAGACACGAGCGAGACACAAGUGA
This is a messenger RNA of Python bivittatus (Burmese python), 1635 nucleotides long. The record is from RefSeq and is a predicted model, not a curated record. Lineage: Eukaryota; Metazoa; Chordata; Lepidosauria; Squamata; Pythonidae.